AUGUUUCAUAGUACAUCUUUCCUCGAUGCUUCUUCAGAAGAGAACGUCGUUCUCUAUUCUCGGAUGGCCCAGGCUAAAGAAGCGUGCCGAAAAAUGAUAUCACAUUUCAGGCAGCGAAGCAGCCCGCCACAUGCGAUCUCCUCGAUAGAUCCAUCCAUAUCUACGGCAGGCGCCGACUUUUCCUCUUCUGAUUCGACGAUGUCAAGCGCUUCGAUAGAUAAUGAUAUAGAAAGCAAAACUCAGCCAGCGUCUAUUUCCGAAUCUUUUGUCUCGAAGUCAAGCCAGAAAGCGGAUCCUAAUGUUUAUACUCGCCGUUUUCCAUUGCACAUUCCCCAUCGAGUUCGAUAUAUUGCUCGAAACCACCAACAUAUCCUAUUCCCACGGCUCGCCAGUUCCAAACGGUCGACUAAGCCCAUGCGCCGUAGGAUGUCUACGUUCGCCCCAUCCAUUCACUAUACUGUCGCCAAGAGAAUCCACGUCGCCGUUGAGAUCGAGGAGCUUACAUUUGGAGAUGAGCUAUCGAGCGAUGAAUCCAACGACAAUUCUUGGGAAGAUGAGGACGAUACCACCUUGACUUGGACUUUGGAUGAUCGCGCAGAGACUAGCGACGUCCGUCACCUCUCAUCGAGUGUCGUGCUGAAUAGCGUUGUUCCUGCAUAA
This is a messenger RNA of Fibroporia radiculosa, 660 nucleotides long. RefSeq lists its product as uncharacterized. NCBI's taxonomy places the organism in Eukaryota, Fungi, Basidiomycota, Agaricomycetes, Polyporales, Fibroporiaceae. The transcript has a single exon. The coding region runs from base 1 to 660 and encodes 219 amino acids. The record is from RefSeq and is a predicted model, not a curated record.